AUGCUUGCCCUCGAGUACUAUAUCAGCACCGCGGUGCUUGCACCUGGCACUUUGGUAGCGAGCAAGUUCGAAAAUCGCAAGUGUCCAGAUGCCCUGACACACUCGAGCCAGCACAACCCUCGCUUCAUCAUGUCGGCAUUUGAGCUCCCAAAGCCUUACCCUAGAGUGCAAGUCAGAAUACCGGCGAAUGUCACACGCGAACAGUUACUGUCCUUCAUUCCCUUCAAGAAUUGGCUUGAAACUUUGCAAAAAUCCUUGUCAUUGCAGUCCACACAACAUCAUCCUUUCCACAAAAUGGAGGAGCGUUAUACCCUGCGCCAGAUCGAUGUGCAUGCGGUGGAAUACUUCGGUAGUCGCAUAGGGUUCGUCCUGAUGGAGACCAUUGUCCAGAAUGACGCAGACUCGAGGCCUUUGCCCGGAAUCGUCUUUCUCCGAGGCGGCAGUGUAGCCAUCCUUAUGAUACUUCGGCCGCUAGGAGACAGCACUGAUCGCUGGGUGAUAAUGACACAACAGCCGCGCAUCCCGGCGGGAAGUCUUCGAUUCUUCGAGAUUCCGGCGGGAAUGAUUGACGAGGAGGGCACUUUCGUGGGUGCAGCUGCCACCGAAAUCCGAGAGGAGACAGGCAUUAAGGUCCCAAAGCACGAGCUUAUGGACAUGACGGAGCUGGCCUUGAAGAACUCCAAGAAUGUGGAACCGCACCUGAAAAAAGCCAUGUACCCGAGCCCUGGAGGCUGCGACGAGUUCAUUGCACUCUUCCUGUGGGAAAGGAGGAUGUCUUUGAGGGAGAUAAAGGAACUCGAAGGCAAGCUGACGGGGAACGCCAAAGACCGAGAGAAAAUCGAGGUCAAGCUGGUCAAAUAUGAGGACUUGUGGAGAGAAGGAGCGAGGGACGCCAAAACCCUCGCUGCCUGGGCAUUGUACGAGAACCUGACGAGAGAUGGAUCGUUGAAAUAA
Exophiala xenobiotica is the source of this 954-nucleotide messenger RNA. RefSeq lists its product as uncharacterized. The record is from RefSeq and is a predicted model, not a curated record. NCBI's taxonomy places the organism in Eukaryota, Fungi, Ascomycota, Eurotiomycetes, Chaetothyriales, Herpotrichiellaceae. Gene Ontology annotation, molecular function: ADP-ribose pyrophosphatase activity; ADP-glucose pyrophosphatase activity. Gene Ontology annotation, biological process: ribose phosphate metabolic process; nucleoside phosphate metabolic process. The transcript is spliced from 2 exons. The coding region runs from base 1 to 954 and encodes 317 amino acids.